UAAGGCAGCGCUCUACGCCGUAGUCGCACGAUAUGGCUAUGUUUUCACAAAAUAAACAGCGAGUAUGGACCGAUUUCAUAGAAAAUGCUGAAAACUACACGAUGACGGAUUGACUUUACGCCCACUCUAGUCACAAUCCAAGCUCUUUUAGUAUUUGCCCUUUUUUUGGGUGCAGCUGGACGUUUUAUCGAAACUGAAUAAUUUCACUUAAAGUGGGGUGUAACGAUUCUAACCCUAGCUAUCGCAUAUCAAAAGUACACAUUACCAAAAUGUCUUCAGACGACGAAGAUUUAGCGUUCUACGGUACCCCAUUGGAUCCCAUUGAAGAAGAUGCGAUUCCUAGUAAAAAGCCAACUCCCAUUGAGGAACAAGAGGUACGAGACAAGUAUGGACGUAGAAGAUUCCAUGGAGCUUUUACCGGAGGAUUCUCAGCAGGAUACUUUAAUAGCGUUGGCUCAGAAGAGGGGUGGACACCAUCCGCUUUUAAGUCUUCACGCUCUGAAAAGGCGACUUCACAGUUCCAAAAACCGGAAGAUUUUAUGGAUGAUGAAGAUACAGGUGAAUUUGGUAUUGCUCCAAAAGUUCUACGAGCAACUUCUGAUUAUAAGCAGAGCUCAUCUCGCAAAAGACAUCUCAUGAAUUUAUCAACCGGACCUAUUCCUGGUCAACCAGUUCUUAGAGACAUUUUGCAACCAGCCAAAGAAACUGUUGGAGUCCGCUUGUUAAGAAGUAUGGGAUGGCGUCCAGGCCAAGGUGUGGGCCCACGUCUAAAUCAUCAGCAGAAGAAAACUCAACAGCGAGAGAUUAGGAAGGCUUCUAAAAAAGUAUAUGGAUGUCAGUUGUUACCCCAAAACACUUCAGCAAACAGUGAAAAUGAUUCAUCUGAUGAAUCAGAUAGUGAAUUGAAAUCCAUCACUUUUGCACCUGAUGACUAUGAAGCAUUUAUUGUUAAAACUAAAGAUGAUGUGUUUGGAAUUGGUUACAAGGGUCUUGAUAAGAGGCCUGUUCUUUCUAAGCAUGUUCAAUUAUUUGAACCAUCUUACCUUGGAAUGCAAGAGAAGAAGAAAAAAGUUGCAAUUUGGGGACAGGCAUUUGGGGUUGGGGCUCUUGAAGAAGAUGAUGAAGACAUCUAUUCAAGGGAUGACAUGUCCCAGUAUGACUUUGCUUUGGAAUCCAGUUCCAUGAUAGCUCAGCGGAAGAAGGAAGAACGAGCCUUGGAGAAGCGAGGGCAUCUUGCAUUGACUGCUCCUCGAGAAGCAGGGGCACCCCUAGAGGGCUUUAUUCUUGGCAAGAAUAAGCCGAACUCACAGAGAAAAUUUUUCCGACCACCAGAUCUACCUCCUGGGUUCAAGGCUUUCCAUGAAACAAGAACAUCAAGAUGGGAUGUGAACAGCAAAGGAGAAAAAGAAAAUGUUGCAAAGAAACAAGGUCUUGGAAGGCAUGAUCUGGAUGCAAGAGUAAGAGGGAGUAUAUUAGAUGAGCCAUUACCAAAACCCGCUGCACCUCCUACCAGUGAUGUACGUCCACCAGUACCUCAAGUCUUAUCAACAUCGCUUGCACAGUCACCACUGAUGGCUUCGUCUGACACUAUCCCUUUAGCUGGAACUAGCUCAUUUCGACCUUUCAUAUCUCAACCAGAAAAACAGGCUCGCUAUGAGAGGUUUUUAGAACUCACUAAAUAUGGUCAGAGAGAUUUACUGCCCACAAUUCAGCCUGCUUCUAUGACUGAGUGGGACAAAGAACAUGAAAGGAGUGAAUUUGAACAAGCUGCUCGACUGUACAAACCAUUAAGUGGCAUCAUGAAUGACAGGUUUGUGUCAGCAUCACAAUCAGACGACAGUUUGAACCCACUCAUUCCUGUAGAAAAAAUGAAACAUGGUAAUGAGGAAAUGCGAAAUGCAGCCAAAAUGAAAUUAUUUGGAAAACUAACUAGGACAAGAGGAAGUUGGCAACCUUGUGCUCUGUUGUGCAAAAGAUUCAAUGUUCCACAACCUUCUUGUCUUCCAGAAAUGACUCAGCCAGGUCAACGCCCCAGCUCUUUUUCGGUGUUUGACUAUCUAGAGGCCAGUUCUCAUAACACCUCAGUGGAAGUCCAACAUGUGGAGAAAGAAGACGCUUCUGACUGUAUCCCAACUGUAGCAGAACACCCUUCAAGUUCUCAAGCAAAACAAGAUAAGCCUGAGGAUGAUCUUAAUGAAGGACCUGAAGCUACCAAGAAGGUUCACAACAUUUCUGAUACAUUGGCAAGACUGCUAGCUGAUGAUACGGGAAAGGAGCAGCCAGAACCUGAAGAGAAACCUGACCUGUUCAAAGCCAUCUUCCUUUCAAGUAGUGAAGAUUCUGAAUCAGACUCUGAAGAUGAUACUGGUUCUCAAGCCAACACUGCUCUAGCAAAAAAUAUUUCCAAAGAGGAUCUUGUUGCUCCUCGCAAUCUAUCACCACCAAGGGGUAUAUUUGCUAAUCUUGACCUAGACGCUCUCAAUACAAGACCUUCAGAAAAACAGGAAGAAAAGACCACCGUAUCUGAAAGAGAAACUGGUGAAAUACAUCAUUCCUUGAUAAAAGAUGAUGCUCAAGGAGAUGAUAUGAUGUAUGGUCCAAGACUACCGACAGCAACGCCGAAAAUGAAUGUUCCAAGUUCUUCUGACACAUUUAAAUCACAUCGAAAAAGUGAGAGUGCCCUUUGGGUCGAGCGUAAAGUAAAAAGUGAAAAUACAAUUGCGUCAAGUGAUUCUGAUGAUUCUUCAUCAUCAGGUAGUGAUAAAAAGAAAUUGUCUAAGAAGAAAAAACACAAAAAAGAAAAAAAGAAGAAAAAAGAUAAGAGACAUAAAAAGCACAAGUCCAAGCAUAAAAGAAAAUCUUGAUUUGUCACUUUCUAUUACACCGUAUUGUAAACUCAAUUCUGUGAUUACUGAUAUGGAUUUAAAAGACUUAGCAUUGUAGUCA
Messenger RNA from Thrips palmi, 2946 nucleotides. RefSeq names its product G patch domain-containing protein 1 homolog. Gene Ontology annotation, molecular function: RNA binding. Gene Ontology annotation, cellular component: nucleus. The coding region runs from base 270 to 2864 and encodes 864 amino acids. NCBI's taxonomy places the organism in Eukaryota, Metazoa, Arthropoda, Insecta, Thysanoptera, Thripidae. The record is from RefSeq and is a predicted model, not a curated record. Gene Ontology annotation, biological process: mRNA processing. The transcript has 10 exons.